Mya arenaria is the source of this 3223-nucleotide messenger RNA. RefSeq lists its product as uncharacterized. The coding region runs from base 1248 to 2786 and encodes 512 amino acids. The record is from RefSeq and is a predicted model, not a curated record. The transcript is spliced from 6 exons. NCBI's taxonomy places the organism in Eukaryota, Metazoa, Mollusca, Bivalvia, Myida, Myidae.
AUGUUAAGUGUUCGCCGCCUAAGACUUUAAGACGAUAUCCAAAUAAACAGAAAUGACAUUAUUUAGUUGUGAAGAAAAUUUGGAGGAUUUUUAUGUGUAUUUUUUUCUGGUUUACUUGUAAAGAAAAUCUUGACUGUACAAUAGAUCUUGCAUUUUAAAGCGUUUGGAAUGUAAAUGUCGCCAGCUUAAUGAAAAAAUCUUGUUAUCUGUGGCGGAAGUUUAUGUUCAGUGGUCGGGAUUUCAUGUGUUUUGCGAGAUGAAAGUUUAUGUGUCAUUUGUUAAGGAUUAAAACAUCUACACGAGGACAUUUUCUGUAUUUCCGAAAGAUACAGUUGACACAACAGUCGAUCCCCGUUGGCUCGAACUCGCUUGGCUCGAUUUCCGCGUUCGCUCGAACUGGAUGUAGAGGACCAAUUUCUUAAAACUGAAGGAAAAAGUGACAGCUCGGGUCAUAUGUUAAUGCAUAUCUGUGUUUUGGAUUUCGUGUUCGGUUACGACUUGGAACAAUAGGACAUAGAUUAUUAAACCCGCACGGGAAACCUUUGUUCGCCAUAUAUCGUCGGGGUGAGUCGGUUCACUGUCGAAUCGCCUCGGCCAUUCCCGGCAUUCACGGACGGAGCCGAACAUUACCGAUGUAGCUGGCAACACCUUCGGAAUACUUCGGUGAAAAGGGACUAGCGCUCUGAAAAUACUUUUAUUUCGAUUCUGAAAAUUUCAUAUGGACUUGCCAAAAAUAUCGUGUUAUUAAACCAUGAUAUACGUACAUCUAUCAAAAAGUACCAUACUUGGUGUGUCAAAAAACAGAAGUACAUAAUUCCAUCUGGAAAACAAGCGAAGCAAUAACAUGUCUGAGAAGGAAUAUUAGCAGAGAAAUUCCAAGAGGGAAAGAUACACCUGCUUCAGCGUAUCGAUUAAGAUCACAUCCCGUGCGCUUUAGGAUAGCAUGCAGAAUUCCAGACAUCGCGGCCUUUAAAUAUUUAUGAAUCUACGAGCAAGCCAUUCCACUGGGUAACAAGGAAUAGACGACCAUACAUCAUAAAACAAUUUAACACUUUUUAGUCUGGUGUAUAGCGUGAAACAGUGUUUUCGUGGACAUCUUAGUGUGCACACGUAUACGGAUUACAUUUACAUACACCAAAACAGCUGGCGUCUAGUCUAGGGGGACAGGAUUUCGUUCUCUCUCUAGCAGUUCUUUUUUGUGCAAGUGUUUUUUUAAUUAUUUUUAUCGGUGCGAAUUGGCAAUCAAAAUGGAGUUUAAAAGCCCGCGAAACGAACUCGCAACUUUGGUACUAUUUAUACUUUUCUUGACUGGUCCUGCAAAUUCGCAGCAAGGAAAUUGCAAGUUACGUGGUCAAAUCUACACCAGUCUAAACUGGUACGGGUACCUACUUCAAAAGACAUUCCAGGGGAACGCCAGCCGAAUCCAGUACGCAGUUUCGUUCCCUGCAUCGGAGUGUUGUGCUAAUAUGCUCAUAUAUUACGAUGGCCAGAUCAGAAACCUAACUCAAGACAUGACCUGUGAACAGCGAGACAAAGUCCUCAACCCAAAUAACCAGAUCAUCCCACUAAACCUAGAUACCGGCGUUGAUGGCUGCAUCCGGCGGGUGAUAGAUGGCACAGACCACGUGUUCUGUGUCGGGGAUCGGACACUCAAGUCCACCAGUCCUCGGAUGUGGUAUGUGGCAUUGAGUCGCUGUGGUGCCACCGGCCCCAUAACCGUCCGCUACGAGUUUAACCUGACUGGAUAUUACGGCGCGUGCGAGGAGGAUCCGCUCGCGCGGACGCUGUUUCCGCCCCAGGAGGUUGCGGGUGACACUAGCGCACACUUAUCCAUCGGCCUCGGCGUACUGGCAGGUAUCGCCAUUAUCGUGGCCGUAUUAUUCAUCGUGCUGUUUAUCGUGAACCGGCGCCAGAUGCGAAAGAAGCCCAAAACGAGCGGUUCGGUAACAUCAUCACAGGCCACGAUGACACAGGACAUAUUCUACGUUAACCCUUCUCUGUCGGAUCGCGGGGUCGGCGGGGAACACUCAGACUCACAAUACAGCCGCUCCAGCUCCGAGAACUACUAUGAGGUGAUUCCCGACCGACGCAGCUACGAGAGCAUCAAUACACAGUUGGCUCUGCACGGCGGCCGGGCAAUCAACAUCCCACGGGAGCACCGCACGCCCCGUAUACCCUCAUACAUCUUUGAGGACGUUCCGCCUCCACCCUACCAGCCACCCAACAUGCAGGGUUCGGGGCAUCAACACCAGGGCUCUGGUUCCUCCUCUGGCCAUCACUCAUCACAGGGCUCGGGGUCAGGUCAUCCUCUACUGGCCACCCAGAGCCCGUACUCGGUCGGCGGGCUGCAACACGUCUCCCUUCAGACGCGCUUCGUCCCCAUCAGUAGCGCCCAGGGCUUACCAACCGGCCCAGUAACCAUGGCGACCACCACCACUAGGAUGCCAAUCCACAGCAAUGGGCCGCUUUCAUCAGCGAUCAGCAACAGCAGCGGAGGCCCGCAGGCGGCAAAUCACACUUCCGCUGGAAUCUUCCACUCGUCAGCUACCGGUACAAGCGCAACAGAAGCGGGAAAUCAAAAUGGCGGAAUUAAUUCUCUCGCGGGCGGACUCACGUCUCGAGAAACUCUACCGUCUUCGAGAGCGCAAAUUAGUGAAGUCAACGGCUCAAUUCAAUUACAAAGUGGCGGCCCGGCCCAGAACGGUACACUAGGAAGAUACGGCGGCCAACACGCCAAACUGUUAAAUCACAAUUACAGAAUACAGCAGUUCGAGACGACAGCGUGACGGGGGCGGAAGCAUUACGUAUAGAAGUUUCACCGUAAUGACUUAAAAAGUGUUCAAGUGUUGUAAUAGAGACACAUUCAAAAUGUGCGCUGUUUAUAUAUCGCCAUUAUGGCAUUAUAAAUGAUAUUUCAUUCUACAAUUAUCAUGUACAGAAGAUGUGCCGCAAUACGUGUACGGUCUUUACAAAUAAAGCAUUCUACAAUUCCGUAAUUUUAAGGCGACACAAACUAUCAAGUUUACGUGAAAAGCAUUUCGUGAAAAUGAAAUUUCGAAUUUGUUAUAGUAAUGUAUUGUUAUUGUGUUGUGUUGUUAAUAGUGUUCUUAUGUAUUUGAUAAGAAAUUGUCGAUGUUUUUUACUUACUUUCAUUUAUAUGUGAGUCGGACUAGUUCAAAUAUGUCUGUCAUUAUUAAAUAAUGUCAAAUAAAUGUGCAAUUUA